AUGGAGCGCGAGAAAUGCCAGCAGGGAACCAAGGCUGUGCUGGGGGUGGCCGUGUUCUUCUCGAUCUUGGUCACAGCUGGCAGCCUGCGAUGCUACCAGUGUGUGGGGAUGUUCCAGGAAUGCAUCGAGACGGAGCAACAGUGUACGAACAAGGACCGCUCCUGCUUUUCAUCCACUAUUCAACUUUUUGAUUUAAACAAGAAUGACAGCGGGGUCUUCAUGCUGCCUGACCUGGAAUUGGCUGAAUACGUGAUGAAAGGCUGUUCCGGGGAAGGUGUGGCCAACCGCACAUCCAACGUGCACUCGGAUGAGGAGCGGGAGGUACACAAGACAUACUACUGUGACUCGGACCUUUGCAACACGCACUUCACAGACAGUCCUGCCAGCAGCCCCCCGGUGGCCAACGGCAUGGAAUGUUACAGCUGCUACGAUCGAGGCACAGGCGAGUGUGCCCAGGAGAAUGCCACCCGGGUCACUUGUGUGGGCGACAUGGACCAGUGCAUGGAUUUCUCAGUGAUUGACGGCGCUCAGAAAGCAACCUACCGGACGUGCGCCCUGGAGACGCUGUGCCGCCGGCAGUAUGUGGUCCCGGAGCUCUCCGGCAGGGUGGAGAUCAGCUGCUGUUCCAGCCCUUUGUGUAACGAUGGCCGGCCUGGCCUGAAGAGUAUCUGCAGCCACUUUUCAAAACAAGGGAUCAAGCGACAAAACUGGAAUGGGUUGGAAUGCGCCAGCUGCUGUGAAACGGGGCGCGGCGAAUGUGCCUCGGGGAACUGGACUAGCAUCAAGUGUGUCGGGAACCAGCACAUGUGUGUGAACGUCACAGAGAAUGGCCAGACGCUGUUGCGUGGCUGCAGCUUGAAAAAGCUCUGCUGGGAAAAGCCGCACCUGCUGGGACUGAGCCGGAACGCCUCCAUCCAAUGCUGCUCCGGCAUCCUCUGCAAUGGCAGCGAGGGGCCAGUGGGAGGUGCUGCGCUGAUACACGUGUUGCUGUUGAGUGCUUUGCUGAUGGCACGUCUGCUCUGAUGUACAUGCGAGGUUGCGCUGCCUCCAAGAAAAGAUGGAAAGGGCAACAAGCCAAGACCCACACGGUGUGCAUGCCGCCCAUUCUACUAGCUGGUGUGCCCCCAGGACCCUUUUGACGUUACUGACAUUUGCCGUGGGUUGCAUGCACUGUUGCAUCGCAACUUCCAGCGCAACAGUCUUGCACUCAAGGGUGUGGCUGCUCAAAACUGAAUGUCUGCGCCCUCAUGGAUCUGUGCUCCCCAAUUUCCCAAGCAGCAGGAAGUUUCCCGGAAGGUUUCUUUUGAAGAAGAAA
This is a messenger RNA of Heteronotia binoei (common prickly gecko), 1315 nucleotides long. Its product is annotated as urokinase plasminogen activator surface receptor-like. The transcript is spliced from 8 exons. The record is from RefSeq and is a predicted model, not a curated record. The coding region runs from base 1 to 1023 and encodes 340 amino acids. Lineage: Eukaryota; Metazoa; Chordata; Lepidosauria; Squamata; Gekkonidae.